Molecule: messenger RNA, 814 nt
Organism: Carassius auratus (goldfish)
Lineage: Eukaryota; Metazoa; Chordata; Actinopteri; Cypriniformes; Cyprinidae
Exons: 2
Coding region: 167-529 (120 amino acids)
Source: RefSeq, a predicted model, not a curated record
CAACAAAACACCCGCAGACCGGGCCGAGCCCAACAACAAAACACUCGCAGACCGGGCCGAGCCCAACAACAAAACACCCGCAGACCGGCCCGAGCCCAACAACAAAACACCCGCAGACAGGCCCGAGCCCAACAAAUCACCCGCUGACCAGCCCGAGCCCAACAAAAUGCCCGCAAACCGGCCCGAGCCAAACAAAACACCCGCAGACCGGCCCGAGCCCAACAAAACGCCCUCAGACCGGCCUGAGCCCAACAAAACACCCGCAGACCGGCCCGAGCCCAACAAAUCACCCGCAGACCGGCCCGAGCCCAACAACAAAACGGCCCGAGCCCAACAACAAAACACCCGCAGACCGGCCCGAGCCCAACAACAAAACACCCGCAGACCGGCCCGAGCCCAACAACAAAAAGCCCGCAGACCGGCCCGAUCUACACCCAGAAUGGAGAUUCCCAUUUCUUCUUCCAUCUUGUCAUCUUCGCUCUUAUGGCGGCCAUCGUGUACAUCAACUGCCACAACAAGAGGAAGCUGAUGCAGUUGGCUCAGAGUCACCGCUGGUGGGACACUUUCUGCUCUCGAGGGGUGAAGUAUCAUCGGCUCGACCAGAACGUCAACGAGGCCAUGCCCUCGCUCAAGAUGACCGACAAAACCUGUUAGCCUGCACCAGAACGCCCUCGUCCUCAAAGCCUCUCCACUCGCACGUGUCAGUGAUUAUGAAUAGAUUCAAUGAAACAGGACAAAUUUAAUCUUGACAAACUAUGUAUCAUUAUAAAGAUCUAAGCCUCAAGCAUCGACGACAGAUCGCUGUUUUUCAAUG